Panonychus citri (citrus red mite) is the source of this 3238-nucleotide messenger RNA. RefSeq lists its product as uncharacterized. NCBI's taxonomy places the organism in Eukaryota, Metazoa, Arthropoda, Arachnida, Trombidiformes, Tetranychidae. The record is from RefSeq and is a predicted model, not a curated record. The transcript has 4 exons. Bases 2594 to 3238 code for a protein of 214 amino acids.
CUUUUAUGUUUCAUGUAACCAGAUAGAAAUUUUCUUUUCUGUUACUUGUUUUUCACGAUGAAAAUCACAAUCAGAAUCUCUUUCCACUUAUGAGGUUUGUCAUCAACGACAAUCUGAGUUUCAUUUUCUCUUCAUUUUUCUCUUCAGUUCUCUUGAAACGGUUUCUACCAAUGUUGAUAAUUUCUGUCGUCAACCACAAUUAGAAAUACUUAGUCUUGAGUCAACACAAUUUAUUUCAAUCAACCAGAAUUUCAUUUUUCUAUUUUGUUUUCAAUGUGAUUCUACUUUGUGAUUUUUACCUUUUCAUGACUUGUUGAAGUAACAGUAAAUCCAUUCAAUUCACAUUUACCUCUUAUUCUUACGUACAAGUAUUCUGGUAGUAAUUCAGCGAUUCAACAUUCUUGGUGACAUUAAUUUCGGGAGCUUGUCCCAAGUCCAAUUGAUUAGCGUUUAGAUAAAAUUGUCAUGGGAAACCGUUCAAUACGACGACCAAUUGGGUGAUUGGCAGGAAAAGGAACUGUACCAUUUGCGAAUAGAUCGACCCAUAAGAAUUGCCGCUAAUUUACCAAGUGGUCGGAGUAUAACCCAAACAAUGGCAGGAACAUGACGACUGGAGGUCGUACGAAAGUGUCUCAGGCCACAAGAGCUCCAUUGAUCAGCUUGUUUUCGUGGUGAUAGAUUAUUAAAAUUACGAUGAAUGGAAAUUGAUUUAUUUAAAUCUGGAUUAAGAAAAGAAAAUCCAAUUUAAACCAUUGAUUAUGUUGUGGUUUCUAUCUUCAUAUCAACUUACUUUGGUAAAUAUUUAAAUUUCUAGUUGGUAAUCUAUUGCUAAAUGUAAACUUGGAGGUUAAAUAACGGAUCAAUUGUUUGAUCAGGAAAUUGAACAAUCAAAUGGAGACGAGCUCAGGUUCUAUUAAGGGAGGAAACAGUAGAAGGUUAUGUGAAGGUUAAAUCUCCAAAGAAUGCGUAUCAAGUUGUAAUCGGAAGUAUUUAGGAAGAUGCAAGGAUUGGAUCGAUCGCUUUGGACGAUAUAAGUUUUUUCGAUGGUAAAGAAGCGAAUCCAGUAAAUUCUGAAGCUAUUUCAGGCGAAUGCUCAUUCGAUAAGACUCUUUGUGGUUGGAAUAAAAUGAAAUUUGGCCUCCAAUUAGUAAACCAGGUCAACUAUUAUCAUCGUCAGAAACUAAAGAUUCACUUUUUACUCAUAGAACUUCAAUUUCCUCAAUAAGUCUUGAUGAUCCAACAUAAUAUUGUUCAAAAGUACUUCCAGUCUCAUGGAGACUUGCAACUCCCAAUGUAUAUCAUGAAACUUCAAGAUCAUACCUUUAGAGCACCGGUGGGACAUGUUUAUUUUGGCCUUUUUAGUAUUACAAAGUCUUCAGUUCCCAGCGAUUCCUGGAGAUGUGACCAAGGCUUGUGAUAGCUGUUUGUUAUCAAGACUUGGAUGUGGUGAAUCAACCACACUGAACAUUUACCAGAUCAGUGGAUGAGAAGCAGCUUUGGACAUUUAUAUCGCUUAAUAGCCUACAGCAGGACCAAGAGCAUCGACAAUCAGAGACUCGAGUAAAGCGCUUGCGUUAAGCUUGAUUUUUAGAGACUCGAAGAUCACUUUAGUGCUUUGGCUAGGUUAAAUUGCCUUGAAUUUAUUAACUUACAGCUCGACCAAUUAGAACCGCUUAUUUGAUCUCACUUCCCGUUCAAAUGUAAAACCAGAGACUGCGAGAAAAACGACAGAGAAAUGAAAGACAGAAAAGUCUCUUUUUCGGCCAUUGCAUCAUUUCAAUCGAUAGAAUUGGCAGUUUUUUAGUUUCAGUGGUUCAUCUUGAUCCUCACUUUCAACCGUUUUUCUGUUUCUUAAUGCGUGGAAAAUUGUUGAAAUCUUCUUUUCUGAAACGUUCCCAUUGAGAGAAAGUGUCAAAGAUUCAGGUAAUAAGGAGGAUAAAAGGUAAAUUUCCAACUUGUAACUUGUGUAUUCAAUUUUAGUCUUAACCGAAGCUUAACCAGUAACUCAAAAUACUAAGGUGAAGGUACAAAAAUAUUCACAUCAGUGGCCAGGAAAUUAUGGUGAUGAAACAACUUACUAGUACUGAGAAUUGCAAUUAACAUUAAAUCAUCAUCAGUAUCAUCAUACUGUUGCAUUUAGGAUUCUUUUUUUGCUUUUCAUCAUCUUACCAUGAUGAUUUGCAUGGUUGGUUGAAUUGGAUCCUCCGGUAAAAAAAAACAUAAGCCAAUUACUUUCUCCAUUGAUAAUUAUGAUUGUUGCAAGUAAAUUGCAGAAAACCAUCAGCAUGGAAAAUGUCACUUUCUAAUUUCUGUUGACAUUAUAAUUAUGAUCAGUUAACCAUCGAUUGACUAUCAAUUAUUACCUCUUCGCAUUUACAAAAUGAUCGAAAUUUUUAUUCCAACACUUGAGCUAACAAAAAAUAUUCCCAGAUUGAUUGGAAUCGAUAACAAUAAUGACUUUGGUAAUUUUCCAUAUUAAAUGAUUGAUAUAAAUUGAUAUACAGGGUCUCCAUCAACUCCUGGCGUUUGAACUUUCAUAACUCUCGAUCAACACGCUCUCGACUUCUGAACUUUUGAUUAUGAAAUCACUUCGAUGUGGCCCAUCCAUUGGAUUCAAACUCAUGUUUCAUUUGAAGAGUCUUUCAGUCCAUUUAUUAAUAUAAUACUACGAUUUCAGCAGAAAGUUUAUUUCAUUGGGUUGCAAAUAUUGUCCCAAGAGUCGGAGGAAUCAAAUCGCGUGGACAUUAUGUCAAUCGACAGAAGAAUGUUCAAGGUAUUAACUGUAACUACCUAUGAAUAUCCUACUCAAGUUGAAGUUCCUGAUGUUGAUAUAAGGAUUCCAAUUUCUUAUCUGAUUAAUAUAAGUGAACUUUAUCUGCGAUAUCCAAAAGAAAUGGUCCAUCUUUGUCAAUUCGUCGAAGGAGAUGAAAACUUAACAGUUAAUACAGCAAUUGAAUUCCAUGAGAGAUGUUCAGACAUUCGUUAUGCAAGGAAAAUGACCUCUGCCUUGUCAUUAUCUUUCAUAGCCGUUGGUGAUGUUGAACAAUUGACACUUGAUCCAAGUCAAAUGGUUAAAAAAAUCGCCCAGAAAAAACUCUGUUGGUUUGAAUCAAUCAUUAGCUCGAGUUCAGUUCAUGAUUCUACAACUAAAGAAGCCGCAACUACUACUUUUGUCCCAUUGGGAAACAACAACAACAUAUUUGGUUUUCCCCAUAGAGUUAACAUUGAGAUUCAUUGA